This is a messenger RNA of Aaosphaeria arxii CBS 175.79, 1740 nucleotides long. Its product is annotated as carbohydrate esterase family 9 protein. The transcript is spliced from 2 exons. Lineage: Eukaryota; Fungi; Ascomycota; Dothideomycetes; Pleosporales. Gene Ontology annotation, molecular function: N-acetylglucosamine-6-phosphate deacetylase activity. The record is from RefSeq and is a predicted model, not a curated record. Bases 275 to 1516 code for a protein of 413 amino acids. Gene Ontology annotation, biological process: N-acetylglucosamine catabolic process.
CAUCAUUACUCGUACCAUCAUUUUCACUCAACGCUCCAAGCCAAGUAAACAUCAGCCAAUCACGAGUGCCACUGCAUUUCUGUUUCAAUCGAUUGUGAUCAUUGCCAGGACGCUGUCGUUGCUGCUGCUACUGUUGCUACGAAGUACUCCUAGUGAUACUAUUCUUAGGUACCUAGCUACCACAGGUGCCACAGUAAACAUUUUCGUUUGUUUUGUUUAUCGUCUCGUAUUGCGAUCAGCACAUCCAAACGUACUUAGUCUGAUCAACUUUACCAUGUCCGGCUGGUUUACACUUUUCACCAAUUGUCGCUAUGUCGUCGAUGGUGGUCUUGUUGAUGAUCAUCUAGUCAUAUCGGACGAGACAGGCUUGAUCUUAAAAAGAGACGGCUAUAUCGGAGGCGAGGCUGUCGAUCUUGAAGACAACAUUAUAGCUCCGGGUUUCCUAGAGCUUCACACAAAUGGCGUCAAAGGUUUUCACUUUACACAAUUUAAGGAUGAGACGAGCUAUGCAACGAGAAUCGAUGAUACUGCAACGCAUUACGCUACACAAGGAGUGACAGGGUUUUGGGCUACUAUACCCACCGUCAAAGGCGAGGAAUUCCAGUCAAUCCUGCCUUCCUUGAAACCGCGCGACAUCCCCAACGCUGCAUCCCUUCUUGGAGCGCACGUUGAAGGCCCCUUUCUACAUCCGACCAAAAAAGGUGCUCACAAUGCAUCUCUUUUCCAAGACUGCAGUGCUUCAGCGAGCUCGAUCUAUGGCUUGUCAAACCUACAAGAUUCGGUCAAGCUUAUCACAGCAGCACCAGAACUUCCACAGUCGGGCGAAUUCUUCAGAUCCCUAUCCUCUCAAGGUAUCAGAGUAUCAAUGGGGCAUUCGAAUGCCACCUACGAGGAAGGUUUAUCGGGACUUUUCGCUGGGGCCACUUGCUUAACACAUACCUUGAACGGAAUGUCGGGCUUCACGUCUCGAGCACCUGGCCUCGCAGGAUUGACAGCGCUGCCAUCUACAAAUAACCCAGCUCCUCCUUACUACACUAUAAUCCCUGAUGGCGAGCAUUUACACCCAGCAACAGUCUCACAUCUUUAUCGUACGAACACGAAGAAGGCAAUUCUAAUUACGGAUAGUAUCGAGCUCGCAGAUCUGCCCGAUGGUACUUAUCCUGGCCAUGCGCAAAUACCAUUCGAGCAGACAAAGAAAGGUACACGCGCAACGAUCGCUGGAACUGACACGCUGAUAGGUGGAUGCAUACCACUGCAACAGGGAGUAAGAAACCUCAUGGAAUGGAGCGGCUGUGGUCUAGCCGAGGCUGUGGGUACUGUCACUGAAAAUAUUGCUUCUUUUAUGGGCAUCGAUGGAAAGGGCGGAAGAGGCGUAUUGAAAGAAGGUCGAAGGGCUGACCUCUGCGUCUUGAACGAGACGGGAGAAGUGUUGCAAACAUGGGUGAAGGGGGUAAAGGUUUGGGAUAAGGAGGAGGAUCUGCGGGCUACAGAAGACAGCGGUGAUUCUCGCGGGUAGUGGUCGAGGACUUGUUAACAAGAUGAAAGGAGGAACGUCUUUUGUGAGAACAAAUGCACUCAAGCAGGAUUACUCAAUAUGAACAUGCUCCAACUGGUUACCAAUAAUGAGUCCAGAAGAUUUCUUUUGUCGCUUUCGCCGUUCCUUGGCUCUUUUAGGAUAUUGGCUCUUAUGGGAUAUAUAGAAGGUUGCCAUUGACUAGAAUUGUGAUUACAUUAUAUUUG